Helobdella robusta is the source of this 654-nucleotide messenger RNA. RefSeq lists its product as hypothetical. Gene Ontology annotation, molecular function: large conductance calcium-activated potassium channel activity. Bases 1 to 654 code for a protein of 217 amino acids. Gene Ontology annotation, biological process: monoatomic ion transport; transmembrane transport. The transcript has 5 exons. NCBI's taxonomy places the organism in Eukaryota, Metazoa, Annelida, Clitellata, Rhynchobdellida, Glossiphoniidae. The record is from RefSeq and is a predicted model, not a curated record. Gene Ontology annotation, cellular component: postsynaptic membrane.
AUGGCAAAUUUUUUGCAGGUUGUCCUCGUGUUUGUGUUGAGUAUCGCAUCUCUUGUGAUCUACUUCAUCGAUUCGUCAACGGAGACAGUUGAAUCUUGUGAUCAGUGGUCAGAGAGUCCAACCCAACAACUCGAUCUGGCCUUCAAUGUUUUUUUUAUGAUUUACUUUUUUAUCAGGUUCAUAGCUGCCUCAGAAAAAUUAUUUUUCCUUGUCGAGAUUUUUUCAUUGGUCGACUACUUCACCAUUCCACCGUCAUUUGUUGCUAUCUACCUUAACAGAAACUGGCUAGGUCUUCGGUUCACAAGGGCUCUUCGUCUCAUGACCAUUCCAGAUGUUUUGCAGUACCUCAACAUACUCAAGACUUCCAACAGCAUACGCCUCUGUCAGCUGGUUUCUACUCUCAUCAGCGUAUGGUUUACAGGGGCAGGGUUUGUUCAUUUGGUGGAAAAUUCUGGAGAUCCGUUUGCAGAUUUCAGCAAUGGUCAGAAUCUGACGUAUUGGGAGUGCGUGUAUUUCACGUUGGUGACCAUGUCAACUGUUGGCUACGGCGACGUUAAAUGCCAAACGACAAUCGGUCGGUUAUUCAUGGUCUUCUUCAUCUUGGGAGCUUUGGUUAGAGGAACAAACGAAAUGUUUCAUUAUCUGAUAACGUGA